Indicator indicator is the source of this 1008-nucleotide messenger RNA. RefSeq names its product 5-hydroxymethylcytosine binding, ES cell specific (gene HMCES). NCBI's taxonomy places the organism in Eukaryota, Metazoa, Chordata, Aves, Piciformes, Indicatoridae. Gene Ontology annotation, molecular function: single-stranded DNA binding. The record is from RefSeq and is a predicted model, not a curated record. Gene Ontology annotation, biological process: DNA damage response. The transcript is spliced from 6 exons. Bases 1 to 1008 code for a protein of 335 amino acids.
AUGUGCGGGCGGACGGCCUGCUCCCUCGGGGCCGACAACCUCCGCCGGGCCUGCGCCUAUCGCGACCGGCGGGGCCGCCGGCGGCAGCCUGAGUGGGUCCGGGCGGAAAGCUACCGGCCCUCGUACAACAAGGGCCCGCAGUCCAGCGGACCGGUGCUGCUCUCCCGCCGGCACCUCCAGCAGGAUGCCGACUCCUCUGAGCGGGUCCUCAUGGACAUGCGCUGGGGCCUGAUUCCCUCCUGGUUCAAAAAGGAUGACCCUUCCAAAAUGAAGUUCAAUACCGCUAACUGCCGCAGCGACACCAUGCUCGAGAAGUCCUCCUACAAAAGUGCUCUCCUCAAGGGUAAGCGCUGUGUGGUCCUGGCAGAUGGCUUCUACGAGUGGCAGCAGCAGAGUGGGGUGAAGCAACCAUAUUUCAUUUACUUCCCCCAGACCAAGGACACCAUGGGUGAAGGGAAGGAGGAAGAUGAGGAAUGGAGAGGUUGGAGAUUGCUCACCAUGGCUGGCAUUUUCGACUGCUGGGAGCCACCAUCAGGAGGAGAAACCCUAUACACUUACACCAUCAUCACUGUGGAUGCCUCCAAGGACGUGAGCUUCAUCCACCACAGGAUGCCAGCCAUCCUGGACGGGGAUGAGGCCAUCAGGAAAUGGCUGGACUUUGCUGAGGUGCCAACCCAAGAAGCAGUUAAACUCAUCCAGCCCACAGAGAAUAUAGUUUUUCACCCAGUGUCCACCUUUGUCAACAGCAUUCGUAACAACACACCUGAGUGUCUCACACCCAUCCAACUGGGAGACAAGAAGGAGGUCAAAGCUACCUCAAGCAGCAAAGUGAUGCUGGGCUGGUUAAAAAGCUCCCAGGAGGGCUCUCCGCAGAAGAAAGAAAAUGAUUUGCCGAAGUGGACAAGUCAGUUCAUCCACAGCCCUUCACCCAAGAAAACCAGUGCAGGUAUCCUGCAACAGUGGCUGGGGAAAGAGGCAGAGCCAGCUGCAAAGAAGCACAAGGCUUAG